AUGUCGUGGUUUUCGGGAUCUUCCAGCUCCUGGGGCGCGUCCCUCUUCACCAGCACCGUAGACACCACGCAGCGGAAGGAGGACAAGCCCAUGCCCAAGGUGGCUGCCAAGUCUCUCAUGCGCGACUGGGAGGUGCAGUGCUACGGGACCGCGGACGACAACGAGAACGUCGAGAAGCCCACGUGGGAUCCCUUCCUCUCGCUGGAGGAGAGCGAAGCCUUUGAGAAGAGGAUGAGUACUAUGCGCCAGAUGAGGGACAUCGGAGAGUUGGGGGAGACUUCGGGACUGAAGAGCUACGAGCAGCAGGUGCUGGGGGCGCAUCACACGCACACCAAGAGCAAGACCAAGAAGAUGCCGGCCAGCGAGGGCGACACAGGGCCCACGGUCGUUGAGGACGAGGACCAGCUGGUGGGUAUGGACAAAGUCAUCGACGGCCAGACCUUGUCAGUGGCCGUGCCCUGGUCGUUGUGGCCCCAGCAGACCACCGAGUGGAAGAAUGCCGACUCAUAUGCAACGCUGAUCCCCGACACAGAGUCCUUUGGCAUUGCCUUCUAUGUCAAGGACAAGCCCCCCAUGUACUACGAGGCGGCCUGUGAGCUGGAGCUGAGCCGCGGCCUCGACAGCCCUGGCUCCGCGGGCAUGUGCUUCCACCUGAAGCCGGGCCGAGGCAACGCAGGCAUGCGCUCCUACAUCUUCUAUUUGCAGUUCCUGGAAGGUGAGGAUGACUCGGCCAAGCUCGUGGUGGCCAAGUUGUCCGGGCAAUCCUCGCGGGAGAUGCCGGAGACGCUGCGAGAUCUCAAAGAGGUGAACUGUACCGAUGGCUGGCACUACUUCCGGGUGAGGUCGUUCCACGGGGGCCUGAUGUUCUACUUUGACUUCCAAUACGUCGGCUUCAUGGAGGUGGGAGACGACAGCCUGGCGCGGCGUGGUUUGUUGGGCGUCUGGGCUUGGGACAUGCCGCGGCCUCGGCUCGAAUGA
Effrenium voratum is the source of this 978-nucleotide messenger RNA. Lineage: Eukaryota; Dinophyceae; Suessiales; Symbiodiniaceae. The record is from the annotation of a GenBank genome assembly.